GCCAGUACUUGCGCACACGCCGUGUUGAGAAGGCGGUAAUAUUACCGAACGCUCUCACGAAACAGCUGCAGAUCUCUGUAUACCGUGUACAGUGAGUGAGAAACCGAAUCGUAUCCGGUGGAAAUUGAUAGGCGUAGGAAGAUAAUCAGAUUGUAUCCCGUUGGCUAGCAUUGUUUUUUUGUGAGUUUGAUGUGAUUCACGGUGAUAAGAAUCGAAAUCAGACCAGUGGAAUUUGAAGCCUUAUCAAUUUAGCAAGUGAUACAUUCGAAACGGUGCUAAAAAUAUACAAGUGAGCAAAGGUGAACAUUGUAAAUAGCAAACAUGAUUGAUAAUUUGGAGUCGAAAAUAACCUUCGAAAUUCCGACCCAUCUUGACUUUGACAAGCUGAUUCGAGGGAACAAUUAUUCUGUGUUCUGGCCCAGUUUACACUACCACCAGGACGCGGCGGUUCGAGUAGCUGGGAUGGGAUCGCUGGGUUCUGCCGGCGAGUCAUUGUUUGGUGAUUACAACACGAGUGAUUUCAACCUGUUGAGUAGUCUGCAGAGCUAUGCGAGUCGCAGCGGCCCUGCCAGGUUGGGUGAUGGCAGCGAACAGCUGCUGGAUCCGACCUACGAGCGAUUCAUUGGGGACGUUUGGGUCGGCAUUGUGCUCACACUAAUGAUUCUGUCGUCGAUAUUCUGCAUGUGUUCCUGUUUUCUGUAUCACAAAUUUCGACAGUGGCAAAGGAGUGUGUUAACUGCCCGGUCGCAAACGCUGUCUACCGUGGACGUAGAGACACCUCCUCCCUAUGACGUUGAAUCCCUACCGAGUUAUACGAUCGUGUCUGGUUUGCCCAGCUACAACGAUGCGAUAGAGCAGCUUAAGCAGAAACAGCAGCAGAAAUGUGCCGACUACGGGCCGGUCAAAGUUCACCGGCCGUCGGUUAUCAAACUGUUCGAGUCCCAGUCACAGGAUCUGAUGGGUGGGGCCAAGCUAGAAGAAAUCCGGUAUAAUUUUGCAAACAGCCGCUCGACCAGUUUGCUGGUAGGGGCCGAGAGUUUUGCCGAAGCUACGCCGACGACGAGCACCAGCUCCAAUCAGAUGACAGCAGUGGUGGUACCAAACUUUAAAGGCCAAAUUAUGACCGGAGGUGGCGACGACGUUAGUCCUAUGGGUUUGAAAAAGUUCAAUGUUUGUAGGUAUACAAUUGAAAACGAUCGUAGUAGUGGAAUGGGAAGCUGAAUCAAUAGUUAUUGCUAUGAAUAAGGGAGAUCUUACGUGAAACGAUGACUGUGUUAUUAAUAACUAAUUUAUUCAAUCAUAAAAGACAUUGUACAUAGUAAAUCUACACAAAGGUAAUACUAAGGCUGGUGAUAUUGUUGCUGUUGCCUCACACUAGUAUCGUUAGAAGGAAACUAUUUUGUGCGAGAUAUAGAGAGUGUGUACCAGUGAUGUUAACAAUAUUUCUUAACUUAAGCUAUCAAAAACUAGAAAUACAAUG
Molecule: messenger RNA, 1480 nt
Organism: Topomyia yanbarensis
Lineage: Eukaryota; Metazoa; Arthropoda; Insecta; Diptera; Culicidae
Product: protein commissureless 2 homolog
Exons: 2
Coding region: 322-1221 (299 amino acids)
Biological process (GO): axon guidance
Source: RefSeq, a predicted model, not a curated record